UUUCGCUUAUAAUGUGUGCUACUGUUGCCUUGGGCCUUGUCCCAUUACUGAAUAGGCUCCGGAGCUGUCGAGAUCGAGAGGGUUUAUAGGGAAGCUUACCUUCUCGCAAUCUACCUACUCAUACCUUGACCAAACCUCUCCUCCGACCUGCAUCCGCAAUGGCGCCCGCUCGUAGUAAUCCGCGAAGUGCGGAUACUAUCCGAAUUCUCGUAGCCACUGACAGCCAUGUCGGCUACAAUGAGCGCGACUCUGUACGUGGCGAGGAUAGUUGGAAGACUUUCCACGAAGUGAUGGCAUUGGCCAAACAGCAUGAUGUCGACAUGGUAUUGCACGCGGGAGAUCUAUUUCACGACAACAAGCCAUCGCGUAAAUCCAUGUUCUAUGUCAUGCGCUCACUGCGAAUGCAUUGUCUCGGCGACAAGCCAUGUGAGUUGGAGAUGCUGAGCGAUGCGAGCCAAAACUUCUCGGGAAUCGCCGACCACGUCAAUUACGAGGAUCCUGAUAUCAACGUUGCGAUUCCUGUAUUUGCGAUUCAUGGAAAUCAUGAUGAUCCCACAGGCGAAGGCAAUUUCUCGGCCCUUGACCUCCUCCAGGUGUCUGGUCUGGUCAAUUACUAUGGCCGCAGCAGCCAAGCCGACAAUGUUGAAGUCAAGCCUGUUCUUCUUCAAAAAGGUCGUACGAAGCUUGCUCUUUACGGAAUGAGCAAUAUCCGAGACGAGCGUCUAUUCCGUACCUUUAGAGAUGGAGGUGUCAAGUUCUUCCAGCCUGGUACACAAAAGGACGAGUGGUUCAACCUGAUGAGCGUUCACCAGAACCAUCAUGCCUAUACAGACACUGGCUACCUCCCAGAAAACUUCUUACCCGAAUUCAUGGACCUUGUGGUCUGGGGUCAUGAGCAUGAGUGUCUUAUAGACCCACGGUAUAAUCCCGAGAUGGGCUUCCAUGUUAUGCAGCCUGGAUCUUCGGUUGCAACAUCGUUAAUGCCCGGAGAAGCGGUGCCAAAACACGUUGCUAUAUUAAGUAUCACUGGUAAGGAGUUCACAUCGGAAUCGAUACGUCUGAAAUCGGUCCGACCAUUCGUGAUGAAGGAGAUUGUUCUGGCAGAAGAACGAGCUAUGAAAGAAAAAGAAAUCUGGCGGAUGAACGACAAUCGGGCGAAAGUUACACAGCAUUUGGAGAGCAUAGUCAAUCAACUCAUAGAGGAUGCGCAAAGGGAAUGGUUGGAACUCCAAGACGACACGGAGGACAGGGAUGACAUUGAAAUCCCCCUUCCUCUCAUCCGAUUACGGGUAGAAUACUCUGCACCUGAACCUGGCGAGUUCAAGUGCGAGAAUCCCCAAAGAUUCUCGAAUCGCUUUCAGAAUAGAGUAGCUAACACACAGGACAUUGUGCAAUUUUACCGGAAGAAGCAUACCGCAAAUCGGGCAUUGAAGAACAACGCAGAGUUACCAGACGAAGCUGUUUUAGCCCAGUUAUCAUCGCUGGAUACUGUUAAGGUGGACAAAUUAGUCAAGGAGUUUCUUACCGCACAAUCUCUCACGAUCUUGCCACAGAAUUCGUUUGGCGAUGCUGUGGCACAAUUCGUGGACAAGGAUGAUAAGCACGCAAUGGAGAUGUUCGUCAACGAGAGUCUGGCCAGCCAGCUCAAACACUUGAUGGAAGCAAACGAUGUCAACGAGGACGACAUCACUAAUGAGAUGGACGAGUAUCGUGCGAAGUUGGAGGAAUUGUUCGCUUCUGGACAGCUUAGGAAGACGCGGAAGGCUAAGCUCAAGCCAAAGCCAGACAACUGGGAUUCCGAAUUUGAUGGAGAAUGGGCGGACCAACCUGGCGCACUCAUACACACUGAUGCCGAAGAUGAUGGACAGGAAGCUUUAGGCAACAUCGCUCCAAAGAAGCCGGCCGCACGUGGACGAGCCAAAGCUAGUGGUACAACUCGUGCCACAGCUACCAAAAAGGCGCCCGCCGCAACAAAGACCACACGUGGAAAGCGAAGGGUUUUUGAGGAGGAAUCUGACGAUGACGAGGAUCCAGAUAUUGUUAUGGUCGACGAUAACGAUGAAGAGGAAGAGGAAGAAGCGCUUUUCGUAAAACCGUCACGAACCACAGCUAAAAAGCCAGCAGCAAAGUCCAGCAAAGCCCCAGCACCUGCCAGAAAGCCUGCUGCACGAGCGACCAAGCAAUCAACACUUAACUUCGCUUCGCAGCCAGCCACUCAGCGGAGUCAACCCGCUCGUUGUGCCCAAAAACCCACCAGGAAACAGGAGCCUAGCGAAGACGAGAUAUCGGACGACGAAGACGCGUUCGAGCCUCUGUCAACUGCCAGGAGUACAAGAAAUAGACGAUAGAGUGGCGAUACGAUCGCCACUACUCAGCUCAGUGGGAUCGGAUCAUGCACAGCGAUGGCGUUUAUGGAUUAUAUGUCUUCACAACGGAGAGACUUUAGCUGAUUUGAAAUGGUAUACAUUCAUGCAAUCCAUUAAUUAAAUGAAAC
Molecule: messenger RNA, 2494 nt
Organism: Aaosphaeria arxii CBS 175.79
Lineage: Eukaryota; Fungi; Ascomycota; Dothideomycetes; Pleosporales
Product: DNA repair exonuclease
Exons: 5
Coding region: 159-2348 (729 amino acids)
Biological process (GO): mitotic G2 DNA damage checkpoint signaling; mitotic intra-S DNA damage checkpoint signaling; telomere maintenance
Cellular component (GO): nucleus; Mre11 complex
Molecular function (GO): manganese ion binding; 3'-5'-DNA exonuclease activity; DNA endonuclease activity
Source: RefSeq, a predicted model, not a curated record